Hyposmocoma kahamanoa is the source of this 2853-nucleotide messenger RNA. RefSeq lists its product as uncharacterized. The record is from RefSeq and is a predicted model, not a curated record. Bases 1 to 2853 code for a protein of 950 amino acids. Lineage: Eukaryota; Metazoa; Arthropoda; Insecta; Lepidoptera; Cosmopterigidae. The transcript is spliced from 2 exons.
AUGUCUUCGGCCAAGAAUGAGUUACUUGAACUCCAAUCUAUGCUCAUUCUCGAGCUUGAAAGGCUGCAUAGCAAUUUUACAAAAGAUCCUAAGAUAAGAAAAACUGAAGAUUACAUUAAGAAGAGAUUAGAGACGUUAGAUGGAGUUUGGGAAAAAUUUAAAGACAACAACACAAUAUUGGAAACAGAAAAAGAUAGGACUCAUGAAUAUUUCACAAAGGAUGUGUUUGCGGCAUAUCAAGAUUAUUAUAAAAGGACUCGUGAUAUGAUAAUGGAAUAUGGGAAACCGAACGGAAGAAACAAGCAAGACGAAAAAAUUCAAGUAGACCUGGAAAAAGUUCAAGACUAUUUAAGUUUGCAGAGAACAAACUUCAGAGCGUUUUGUAGAGUCGCAGACAAUAUUGAUAUUGACUCUAUCCAUGAGAAAUGGGAGUUGGAAUACGAGCUGAAAAAUUUACAAAUUCGCUGGAACAACAUUGAAGAUUUACAUUUGAAAAUUGACAACAUUCUAGACGGAGCUGAUGCGGAAUACCAAGAUCAAUAUAUAGAACUGGAAACCUUAUUCAGAUCUAUGAAUAAAGCCUUAAAUAAGAAGCUGUCUUCUACCGUUCAUUUGCAUCUUUCUACCCCCAAAAUUGAUAUUCCUACCUUUUCUGGCAAUUAUACUCAGUGGAAUACAUUUUUAGAUCUAUUCAAGGAAGCAGUGCAUAACAAUCCCGCUUUGAACAAAGUACAAAAAAUGCAACAUCUCAAAGGCAAGCUAAGGGGCGAAGCGGAGCGGCUCAUACAACAUUUGCAUAUUUCAUCUGAUAAUUAUGACUCUGCCUGGAAGAUAUUAAAUCAUCGGUACGAUAACCGUCAAGUACUUUUCACCAAACAGAUGGAAACCCUACUCAAUCAACCUAACGUUCAAAAACAAACUUCCAUGGAACUGAGACGACUUCAUGACACUUCUAUGGAGUGCAUACAUGGUAUAUACAACAUGGGUAUCGACACUUCGUCUUGGGAUCCAGUAUUUGUGCACUUAAUUGCAAAGAAAUUAGACACCGUGACGUUCAGCGAUUAUAUGGAGGCAAGAAAAUCACCACGCGAUGUACCAGACUUGGACGAAUUCAUGGAAUUUUUGGAAGCCAAAUUUAUUGCAUUGGAGCCGAUGAAUAAAAAGGAAAAGGAAUCGGUACCAACAUGUUCGUUCAAGACAAAUUUUGCACCGAAGUUCAAGCAAACCUACAAUUCUAACAAACCUGCAUUUGAGAAGCGAAAUACUUCGUACAAUAAAACAUUUCAUGUUUACUCCAAACCUGCAAUUACAUGUCCUAUUUGCAAUAAAAAUCAUGGACUAUAUCAAUGCAAAAUAUUUGAGAAUAUGACACCGGACGCAAAACUUCAAGCCAUUUCAAAAUCAAACAUUUGUAAAAAUUGUUUGUAUGUGCAUAAAUAUGGUUGCAAUUCCGAGAAACGCUGCAAAGACUGCAAUAUGCCACAUAAUACUUUAUUACAUGAGGCAAUUACUGCAAUGAAUAAGGGAGCAUCGACCUCGAACAAACAAAAUUCACUGCAGAACGUGCACGCUAAUCACGUGGCCGGUGAUGAUGACGAAAUAUUACUUGCAACAAUUCAAAUGCAAUUACGAGCCGCGGAUGGUACUUACACCACCAUGCGCGCACUUCUCGACCAAGGUUCGCAAACAACCCUCAUAACAGAGAAUGCAGCACAACUACUAGGGUUGAAACGACAUAGCAUACAUGCAUCUGUAUCUGGUAUAGGUACCUCCCCUAACAAGUGCAAAGGAAAAGUCGAACUGCAUUGCAAAUCACUCUUCAACAACUAUGAAUUCACCACUGAAGCAUUAGUAAUGACAAAGCUUGCAGAUCCGGACUACAAUAUAUCAAGGCCGGUUGAUAUUCUAUUGGAUGCAAAAGUCUACGCAGAAAUCAUUAUGGAUGGGCUGUUAAAGAGUUCACCCGAUCAACCAAUAGCACAACAGACGCAGAUGGGCUGGAUUUUGUCUGGUUCAAUAACAAAAUCAUUCAACUGUCAUGUGGUGAUCAAUAACAUCGAAGAUAUCAGCAAUUAUUGGGAGUUGGAGGAUAUCACAGAGACAAAACGACAGUUAACUAAAGAUGAACAAUUCUGCGAAGACUACUACACCAAAACGACACGUCGCUUAACAAAUGGGACAUAUGAAGUGAGAUUGCCUAUGAAAGAAGGCUUUGAAAAGCAAUUAGGCCAAUCGAAGCCUACGGCCGUUGCACAAUACAUGCAAUUAGAGCGCAAGCUAGCGAAGAACCCACAGCUAAGCGAAAGGUAUCAUGCAUUUAUGAAGGAAUACGAUGCCAUGCACCAUAUGAAAAUCUGUACAGAUAAAAGAAGUACAGAAUGCUAUCUUCCACACCACGGAGUGUUAAAAGAAGAUUCUACCACCACAAAAUUACGAACCGUUUUUAAUGCAUCGCAACUAACAUCGUCUGGCUAUAGCUUAAAUGAUUUGAUGGAGUGCGGUCCUAAGUUGCAAUCCGAUCUGCAGCUAUUGUUAUUGAGUUGGCGAGGUUACAAAUAUGUUUACACAGCGGACUGCGAAAAGAUGUACCGUAUGAUUUGGCUCCAUGAGGAGGACCAACACCUGCAAAAGAUCAUCUGGAGAGAUCAACACAAUAUCCUCAGAGAAUAUCAACUUUGCACUGUAACAUAUGGUAUGAAAGCGGCCCCUUUUCUCGCUAUUCGAACAUUGCAACAAUUGGCAAACGAUGACGCAUCAUUGUAUCCGUUAGCAGCUGACGUUCUGAAAAAUAAAUUUUAUGUGGAUGAUCUUUUACAUGGCAACAACAGCAUAGAAGAGGCAAAGCAAGUCUAA